GAAAAUUUGGAAGUAUCGUCUGGUCACUACCAAUAAAACGUUAUUUUUGAUGGCAAACGAACUUCUGUUGUAGGUCGCAAUGUUGUGUAUGAUACGCUGAGUUGGAAGUUAUGAAACGAUCUAAGAUCUUUGACUCAACUAAUGACUCCAGCUUAGCUUCGACUUCAACGACCAAUGAGGAUUCGCCCAAGUUGGCUGAUAAUACCUCAGACGAAGGUACCUCAGAAGCGUCGACUUCCAAAUCGCUGAGAACGGACAUUUGCACAUCCUCCCUUAGUCAAAGUACGAGUUUGGCAUCAAGCUUGCGAACUAAUGGGCGAGAUGAAAUCAAUGCUAAUCGAUCAGUUGCAACCCAUCAACUGAACACUGUCACUCCUAUGAAUAGUUCCCAAUUAUCUCACUUUAUGGAAGGAAUAGUUCAAGGUCAUGGCCAUACGGGGACACUUCAGGACAUAGCAGGAGGUGGGAGUCCCGUCUCUACAUCGGCCAUAACAGUAUCUUCGGUGGACUCAACGGCACUUUCGCCUCAGUCGCCCGGAUCUCUGCCUUUGACUUCAGCAUACGCCUGCUUCAUGUCAAGGGCUGCCAAAAACUACUCGCCGAACAAUCCAGCGAGUCCUCUGGUGUGUGAUGAUUCGGGUUACUCUCCUCCGCCAUCCCCGCCACCUGCUCACAUAGGCGACUGGCUCGCUCAGUUCAGCCAGUUUCCUCUAUCAGACAAACACACGGCAUUAGACAGACUCCUAGAUACGUGCAAUUUCGACCAAUUGCGCUACAUGUACUCUAUGAUAGAGCCACAGUUCCAGUUUGACAUCAUUUCCAAACUGCCUCGUGAGGUUGGAUUGCGAGUGUUCCGAUACCUUAGCCCUAAAGAUCUCUGCAAUUGCUGCUUAGUUUCCCAAGAUUGGAGAAGCAUAGCUGACGAUAACCUGUUAUGGAGAGAGAAGUGUCACGAAUCAGGUGUGCAAGUGAGUGGAUCGAAUCCCACUGCUGUCGCGCCCCCAAGUGAGAUGCAUCAGUUUGACAAAGACUGGAAAUCGGCCUGUUUAGAAGACGCCGAGGUCGAGUACAAUUGGAGAACCAUGUCAAGUUCAGCCAGUUGGCCCAGCCACGACAACCAUGUGAUCACUUGUCUACUGCUGCACGAAAACAAAGUGAUCUGUGGCUCUGACGACUGUAGCAUAACUAUCUGGGACCUGGAUGAUGUGGAAGCGAGAAGUGAUAGUUCAAGUGAACUUCGGAUGCCGCCAUGUCCUCUGGUCCUCAUUGGACAUCAAGGAGGUGUCUGGUCCUGUGAAGUAACCCGUGAUAAAAUUGUCAGCGGUUCUACUGAUCGAACUUUAAAAGUUUGGAGUGUGAGAACGGGGGAGCUGUUGCACACUUUGGAAGGACACACCUCAACUGUGCGGUGUAUAGCCGUGCACGAGAACAUUGCAGUGAGUGGGGCGAGGGAUGCGACAGUGCAUGUGUGGGAUGUAGAGAGUGGGCGGGAGAUAGGAGUCCUUUUGGGCCACAUGGCCGCUGUCAGGUGUGUGGCGUUCGACGGAUCACUCAUUGUCUCGGGCGCAUACGAUUGCCAUGUUAGAGUGUGGAAAUUGAAUUCUCUCACAUGUCUACACACCUUGGAAGGCCACUCACAGCGGGUUUACUCUCUGCAGUUCGACGGAACCCAUAUCGUCAGUGGAUCUCUGGAUGCCUCCAUCAUAGUGUGGAAUGCGAAGCUGGGCAAAUUAGUCCAUGUGCUCAGAGGUCACAGGUCGCUCACAAGCAGCAUGAUAGUGAACAGCAACGGCGGUGUACUCAUCUCAGGCAACGCAGACUCCACAGUCAAAGUUUGGGACAUGAAAAGGGGCGAGUGUGUUCACACACUACUGCAGAGUGGGGGUAGUGGUAGUAGUAAUGGCUGUAGUGGUAAUAGUGUCAGUGGUAAUCACAAGCACUCAAGCGCAGUGACUGGACUGCAGUUCUGCAGGAGAGACAAGUAUGUUGUGAGUGCGAGUGACGAUGGCACUGUGAAGCUGUGGAAUGUGCACACGGGUCACUUCGUCAGGGAUCUCUUGAAGUUGGACUCGAGUGGGUUCGGAGGAGUGGUGUGGCGUAUCAAGUGCAACGAACACAUGCUAGUCUGUGCAGUCGGCAGUCGCAAUCUGAGCGAACAGACAAAACUGGUUCUGUUCGAUUUUAGAUCAAAACGGCUUAAACAAAAACAACUGCUAUUCAGCUCAAAUUAAAUGAAUUAUAGGCUAAAGAAACUCGUAGGUUGUCAAUCAUUAUGCUUAAAGUUUUUCAAAUUUUAAGUAGUUUUUCUUGUUUCGAAAUCGGGUGCAGUAACUCAGUUCUAAGUAACGUUGACACAAAGUUGUUAGUGUUUACUACAUUAUUAAGCCGGUGAUGAAUUCCAAGAACUCAGGUCAGAAUCGCAUCAAUUAAAUCAAUCAGAUCAGUUAUUUGU
Symsagittifera roscoffensis is the source of this 2452-nucleotide messenger RNA. Its product is annotated as F-box/WD repeat-containing protein 7-like. The record is from RefSeq and is a predicted model, not a curated record. Gene Ontology annotation, molecular function: protein binding. The transcript is spliced from 3 exons. Lineage: Eukaryota; Metazoa; Xenacoelomorpha; Acoela; Convolutidae. Bases 111 to 2231 code for a protein of 706 amino acids.